UUUCUUAUCCUAAAAUGUCUCUCUCUUCAUCACUCUCAUUCUCAUGCUAUUGAUGCAAUCUUCAAAUUCUGUACUAGUGCAUUUUGCACAUUCUCUCUAUCAUCACUCUCUCAUGUUCUACAACAUCGUUCACUGAAGUUCAUCUCUAUGUACUUGGCGGGAGUUAUGAUAGUUGGCGGCAGUAGUCUUCGAAUUCGAGCUACUCAUCGUCAUAUUUCCCUCUUUCCUUCCGUCGAAUCAGCGCCAUUUCAUGUAUUUAACCUCAAAUCUCACUUUCAGAAAUGGAAUCAUCCUCCAAAGAAACUGUCAUUCAAUUCCAUCGCAGGAAAUACUAAUCUCCGUUUCUCCGUCGCUGCUUCCGCCUCUUCUCCCUCCUUAGACGCUGGCACCGGCUCUGAUUAUUCCGAUAAGUUAUUUGGUCCAAGACAAAAGCAUAAGAAGAAGAAGAAAUUAGCGGGUAUAGAUCAGGAUGAGUUGCUAGAUCCAAUCCAGUUAGCUGAUCCAGACAGUUGUUUCUGCGAAUUCAAUGAAAUACAUGUGCACCACAAGGUUUGUGAACCUGAAUCGUCGACCACUAAUUCCCAAGCUAACAAAAUUGGUCUUCCUAUGAUCUUACUCCAUGGAUUUGGGGCUUCUUUGUUUUCAUGGCACAAGGUAAUGAAGCCUUUGGCUUGUGUCACUGGUUCAAAAGUUCUUGCAUUCGAUAGGCCAGCAUUCGGGCUGACUUCUAGAACAGAACCGAGUAGAGACAAGCCUCUUAAUCCAUAUUCUACUAUAUUCUCUACACUUGCAACAUUAUUCUUCAUUGAAUCCUUAACUGCCGAGAAGGCAAUUCUUGUGGGGCAUUCAGCUGGUGCCAUUAUAGCUGUGAAUGCAUAUUUUGAAGCUCCUGAACGAGUCGCAGCCUUGAUCCUAGUCGCUCCAGCAAUUAUAGCUCCAUUAAUGGCACCUAAAGCUCGAAAAAACAAAUCCCAGAUAAGUUCAACAACUGUUACCAAAAAUCCAUUCAUCAUGCUUUUCAGUCUUUUCUCAAAAUUCUACAAGUUUAUUGUACUGGGAAUCAUGUCUAUGCUUAGAAACUUGUUUAAUUUCGUCAACUCGAUUUAUAAGAAAACUCUAUCAGCGAUUCUUCUCUCGGGUUUUGGUGUGAUGUUGGUAAGGAUAUUAAUAGACAAAUUUGGUAUUUCCGCUGUUCGUAGCGCCUAUUAUGAUCCAAAUAAGGUCCCUGACCACGUCCUACAUGGCUACACCAAGCCUCUGAAAGCUAAAGGAUGGGAUCGGGCUCUUGUGGAAUUCACAGUAGCGUUGCUAGCAGAUCAGGACACCCGUUCGAAUCCAUCACUAACGAGUAGACUGGAAGAAAUAUCAUGCCCAGUUCUAAUUAUCACUGGAGAUACAGACAGACUAGUUCCAUCUUGGAAUUCGGAGAAACUCUCUAGAGCUUUACCAGGAUCUUUUCUUGAAAUUAUCAAGAACUGUGGCCACAUGCCCCACGAAGAGAAAUCCGAAGAGUUCAUCUCUAUUGUCGAGAAAUUUCUGCAGGGAGUCUUCUUUAGAAGCUCACAUGAUCUUCGUUAUAAUCCAGGAACUUGAUAUGAACGGGUAAAGUUCAAGAAAAAUGUCUUAUGAUUUGUUAACAAUUGGUUUACUGGUAUAAAACAACAUGAUCUCGAUACUAUAACAAAUAAAUGUAUAGAUUGUUGUGGACAAACUAAGGCACAAUGUAUAAAUCCCCCAAAACUUAAUGGGGGAUUAUGCCUCAGAAUCUCCAUUUGGGGAGGUGGAAACUCCAAAACAAGCCUAAUCUUGAUGCUCUAAAUUCAGAUACAAAAGCUAAACAAAAUGUGAGAUUAGUUUUAUAUGAUGAAAAAUAUAAUGGUCCAAUUGGUUUUCCGA
Molecule: messenger RNA, 1896 nt
Organism: Impatiens glandulifera
Lineage: Eukaryota; Viridiplantae; Streptophyta; Magnoliopsida; Ericales; Balsaminaceae
Product: 2-hydroxy-6-oxo-6-phenylhexa-2,4-dienoate hydrolase
Exons: 6
Coding region: 148-1593 (481 amino acids)
Cellular component (GO): chloroplast envelope
Molecular function (GO): catalytic activity
Source: RefSeq, a predicted model, not a curated record